AUGGCAGAAAUUCAGAAGACCAAGGAAAACAAUCCCAUGCGUAAAAUACGCAUUGAGAAAUUAAUAUUAAAUAUUUGCAUUGGUGAAACUGGAGACCGUUUGACUAGAGCCUCUCGUGUGCUUCAAGAAUUAAGUGGACAGACUCCUGUUGAAAAUAAAGCGCACAAGACAAUCAGGGCUUUUGGUAUCAGAAGAAACGAUAAAAUUGCCACUUGUGUAACUGUAAGGGGUUCAAAAGCCUUGGAACUUUUAGAAAAAGGUCUCAAGGUAAAGGAAUACCAACUAAAUAAAUCGUGUUUUUCUGAAUCUGGUAUCUUCGGUUUUGGUAUUCAAGAGCACAUCGAUUUAGGUUACAAAUACGAUCCGAACAUUGGUAUUUUCGGUAUUGAUUUUUCUGUUCACCUCACUCGUCCAGGAUACCGUGUUUGCAAACGCCGAGCAAAGAAAACCAAGGUCGGCCCAUUAAACCGAGUCAAUGCCAGCGAGGCUCGAAAUUGGUUUGAACAAACCUUUGACGGACAACUUUUCUGA
Dermatophagoides pteronyssinus (European house dust mite) is the source of this 531-nucleotide messenger RNA. RefSeq names its product 60S ribosomal protein L11-A-like. The record is from RefSeq and is a predicted model, not a curated record. Lineage: Eukaryota; Metazoa; Arthropoda; Arachnida; Sarcoptiformes; Pyroglyphidae.